GACAUUGGUCCGGAACCCUAAGACCUCCGGUUUAAGGAACGGGUGGGACCGAGGUUUUCCCUGGCUGAGUGGCCUUGUAUGUGGCGACUGCAAUGUAACGGGCUCCUCAUAUUUGACAGAGGCAUGACAGGAAGUUUGGGGACCCCACCCAUGAUGGAUAGGUGAUACGUAGUGAGGAAGUCUCAGUGUUAAUGGGGAUGACCGAAACAGCAGUAGGAAUCCUAAAUUCUGAAGUUGAAGCCGGGUUUGAAAAACAUGGAGAUGUAUGAAACCCUCGGAAAAGUGGGAGAGGGAAGCUAUGGAACAGUCAUGAAGUGUAAACAUAAAGACACUGGACAGAUAGUGGCCAUUAAGAUAUUCUAUGAGAAACCAGAAAAAUCUGUCAACAAAAUUGCCACAAGAGAAAUAAAGUUUCUGAAGCAAUUCCGUCAUGAAAAUCUGGUGAAUCUGAUUGAAGUUUUUAGACAGAAAAAGAAAAUUCAUUUGGUGUUUGAAUUUAUUGACCACACAGUAUUAGAUGAGUUACAACAUUAUUGUCAUGGACUAGAGAGUAAACGACUUAGAAAAUACCUCUUCCAGAUCCUUCGAGCAAUUGAGUAUCUUCACAAUAAUAAUAUCAUUCAUCGAGAUAUAAAACCUGAGAAUAUUUUAGUAUCCCAAUCAGGAAUAACUAAGCUCUGUGAUUUUGGUUUUGCACGGACACUAGCAGCUCCUGGGGACAUUUAUACAGACUAUGUGGCCACACGCUGGUAUAGAGCUCCAGAAUUAGUAUUAAAAGAUACCUCUUACGGAAAACCUGUGGAUAUCUGGGCUUUGGGCUGUAUGAUCAUUGAGAUGGCUACAGGAAAUCCAUAUCUUCCUAGCAGCUCUGAUUUGGAUUUACUUCAUAAAAUCGUGUUAAAAGUAGGCAAUUUGACACCUCAUUUACAGAAUAUCUUUUCAAAAAGUCCCAUUUUUGCUGGGGUGGUCCUUCCUCAAGUUCAGCACCCCAAAAAUGCAAGAAAAAAAUACCCCAAACUAAAUGGAUUGUUGGCAGAUAUAGUUCACGCUUGUUUACAAAUUGAUCCUGCUGAGAGGAUAUCAUCUUCUGAACUUUUGCAUCAUGAGUAUUUUACUAGAGAUGGAUUUAUUGAAAAAUUUAUACCAGAACUGAGAGCUAAGUUACUUCAAGAAGCAAAAGUCAAUUCAUUCAUAAAGCCAAAAGAGAAUUCUAAGGAAAAUGAAGUUAUGAAAGAUGAGAGAAAAACAGUUUACACCAAUACACUAAAUACUUCAGUUCUGGGAAAGGAAAUGGAAAAAGAGAAAAAGCCCAAGGAAAUCAAAGCUAGAGCUUUAAAAGUUAAAGGAGGAAAAGGAGAUAUAUUAGAACAAAAAAAGACAGAGUGUGAAGGUGGACAUAUUCAACAGGAUGCAGUUAAAAAUGCUCAAACUACAUCUCAAGAUAUAAAACCUGUAAAUAAUAAACCAAACCCUGUCAAUCCUGUCAACAACUGUAAUGGCAUGAAAGAUGAUCCACAUGCUGGAGGUAGUAUGAUGAUGCCACCCAUCAACCUAAAUACCAGUAACUUAAUGACUUCAAAUCUCAGUUCGAAUCUCACCCACUCCAAUUCAAGGGUAACUGAAAGAGCAAAAAAGAGACGUACUUCUUUACAAGCUAUCGGACAAGUUAUGUCUAAUAGCAAACAAGAGGAUACAGGUCUCGCUCAAAGCCAAAUGGAGAAGGGUAUAUUAAAUGAGCGAGCAGGUCAAAGUGACCAAAUGGCAAAUGGAAACAAAAGGAAGCUGAAUUUUUCCAGAUCUGACAGGAAAGAAUUCCAUUUCCCAGAAUUGCCUUUCACAAUACAGUCAAAGGAGAUGAAAGGAAUGGAAGUUAAACAGAUAAAAGUGCUGAAGAGAGAACCAAAGAAAACAGAUUUAUCUAAAAUACCAACUUUACUUAAUACGGAUCAGAAUCAAGAAAAACAAGAGGUGCCAGAUCUCUGUGCUGUCCCACCAGGCUCUGGGGGGUCUCUGGAUGGUGUUCUAGGUUCCUUCAAUCAAAAGAGACUGAGAUGUGUCAGAGCAGACUCUGCAGAGGGUGUGGGGCUUGAAUUGGUCUUGAAUGACAAGGUUCGUAGACAUACAAGAUGUUCUUCUGGAAGAAGGAACAGGCUGAGCAAAGAGGUGAAAGUGGGAAUGGAAUGAUGACUACAGCAUUGAUCUGAGUGAGUAAGGGAGCCAGGUGAGCUGAGGGGAAGAGCUUUUAGUGAGAGGGAAGGCAGGAGAAUAGGCUAUAUUGAAAUUUCUGGGUAAAGGCCAUUGGAGAGUUCAGACUUCUUUUCAAAACCAAGUGGGGCCCCUUGAGUAAUACUCCAGGGCAUAGCGUAAUAUUUAGAACUAUUGGCUACAUGUUCUCUGAGCCUGUGAUUUCCCUAAAAGGUGCCUUGUCAUGUUUACUCAGAUAUUCUGAAGAUUUUUUUCACAAUUUUAUUGUGUCUUCAUAUUGUGCUUUCACAGAGGAAUCAAAUAAAAAGAAGAAAGCAAAAAAUUGUCUCACUUAUGAGAAGUAAACUAUAAUACCUCACUGUG
This is a messenger RNA of Talpa occidentalis (Iberian mole), 2568 nucleotides long. It is a transcript of the gene CDKL3, whose product is annotated as cyclin dependent kinase like 3. NCBI's taxonomy places the organism in Eukaryota, Metazoa, Chordata, Mammalia, Eulipotyphla, Talpidae. The coding region runs from base 256 to 2184 and encodes 642 amino acids. Gene Ontology annotation, cellular component: nucleus. The transcript is spliced from 13 exons. The record is from RefSeq and is a predicted model, not a curated record. Gene Ontology annotation, biological process: positive regulation of dendrite morphogenesis; dendrite extension; negative regulation of axon extension. Gene Ontology annotation, molecular function: ATP binding; cyclin-dependent protein serine/threonine kinase activity.